AUGAGCUCUUCAACCGCGAUGUAUGCAUCGCUCUCUAUCCUUUCCCUCUGCGCGUUGACCGGUACCGGCGUCGCGAUUGGCUCUGGCGUCGGCAUGAUGUCGAUGGCAGCCUUGGAGGCGGAAAAGAAACAAACCAACGUCGCGGCGCACUCCGUCAAGGAGAAGUCUUGGGUGGAAUCGAAACAAGUUUCGGGCUCCUCCGCGCAAAGAGGCUUCGCGGCGGCUGGACGUCAAUAA
Messenger RNA from Bathycoccus prasinos, 237 nucleotides. RefSeq lists its product with no specific name. The transcript has a single exon. The coding region runs from base 1 to 237 and encodes 78 amino acids. The record is from RefSeq and is a predicted model, not a curated record. Lineage: Eukaryota; Viridiplantae; Chlorophyta; Mamiellophyceae; Mamiellales; Bathycoccaceae.